Messenger RNA from Candoia aspera, 1764 nucleotides. It is a transcript of the gene CENPL, whose product is annotated as centromere protein L. Lineage: Eukaryota; Metazoa; Chordata; Lepidosauria; Squamata; Candoiidae. The transcript is spliced from 6 exons. The record is from RefSeq and is a predicted model, not a curated record. The coding region runs from base 72 to 1160 and encodes 362 amino acids.
AAAAAAAAAAAAAUCGCCCGCCUCGGUUUUAAAUGUUGCUGGUUUCUUUUUCUCUCAAACGUUAACGAGAGAUGUCUUCCCGGUUGUUGUUGACGGCGCGCAAUCACCGAAGGAACGCUAGCACUUCUAAUUCCAGGAGAAUGAAGACUGUUGGAAGAGUAACUACAGACUAUGGAGUAAACUUUACAAACACCGCAUAUCUUUCAAGAGAUGUGCUGUCCCUCAAGAAAGGAAAGUUGUUCGGUCAGACUCCAGCUAAGAUAAUAAUUUCACAAGAUCCUGACCUACAGGAAAAUGCUGAUCAUCAGAUACGGUUCAUUGUAUCUAAGCAGUGGACCUUAUACAGUGUCACUCCUCUGUAUAAUUUCUCUUAUGGACACUUAGAGGAAUAUUCUAAACAACUGAGUUCUGUUAUUGCUACACAAAAGGAAAAGAGAUUUGUAUUGGAAGGUGAAACUGAUUUAAUGUGUAAAGUGAAGUUUUCUUCAUUUUCUAUUUUGAAAACCACGGGGAAAAAAAAAGCAGCAGUCCUCAUUGAGAUUAUCCAAAGAUCUCAAAUGGCAGAUGAAGAUGGAAAAGAAGAAGGCAAAGUGGUAUGGAUGGGUUGUUUCUGUUGUACUUGUGCAAGUGAUUUUGUUGAGAUUGUCACAGAGGAUUUUACUUGUUUGCCUUUGUUCCUUGUAAAUGGCGCCAAGGGUUUCUCAAAUAUUGUUGAAACUUGGCUUCAGCAAACUUUUGACUGUAAUUUCAGCCCAUUGCACAUCAGUCCUAUCCAUCUUGCGUGGAUGGCUGCAAUAUGGUCUGGCUGCAGUAUGGACCAUUACACGGUUGCAACGGAACUGACUUUCUCUGUGCCAUGUCUGCCUUAUCCUUUGGAUAUUUCCUAUGCUAUCCAUCCUGAAGAUGCAAAAGCUCUUUGGGAUUCAAUACACGGCGUUGAGGGAGAAGUUAAACAGGAAGAAGUGCAAUUAUUCAUGGAAUCCCUUUACAAGCACUUUCAUAGGCACUUCAAGAUAUAUUUAUCAGCCACACGACUAGUGAACGUUUCUACAUCUGUAGCCUCUGUCCAUUCAUUGGGAAAAAUGAAGAUUCACCAUGCCCAAUAUCUGAUGGGAGUUCUGUCACUGCUCACAGAACUGGCACUUUCAAAGAUACUGUGAUAAAUUUCCUACUGGGUUACAUCUCACAUGCUUUAGCCACAGAAAAUUAUUUAGGAUAGAAGAUUGUAAAGCUAUUUUUGUCCACUCUUCUCUACUUGUGCUUAAGUAGAAACUAGGUUAAACGUUUUGUAAAUAGUACAAAGAGCUAUGUAGUUCCAUCUUUUCAUAUUUCUAAUAUGGAUUAUUAAAAGAAAUAUAUAAUUCAGAAGUACAGUACAAUGCUUAUAACUGUCUACAUACUGAACUUUUGUUCAGAAAGUCUAGUCAACUAGGUGGGAAAACUCUUCAGGAUUUUUGGAUUUCAAUGUCAACAAAAGCUGUCCAGAAACUGAAACAGACACUUCUAUAGACAAAUGCACUGCUGUGAUUAUCCUAAUCAAUCACAGAAGCAGCUGGGGACAGAACUUCAUGAAUUAAUUUGCAACAGUACUCUACGGAAGGAUUCAGAAGUGUAUGGCAGAAACACACUCUGCAUUCUAAGAUAUCUCUAUAGCUAGCUGCAUUGGAAAUUACUAAAUCUGAGCCAACCAAUGAGUAAAUAGUUUUUCUUUUGAAAAGCCAGAUAAAUACAGUUUAUGGACAAAUAUAAAGUGUGGGAAAAAAU